UGAGGUCCCAGCUGAGGCUCAAGCCCAGGACGAGUCCCUCGGCCCCAGUGAAUGUCACUGUCAGGCACCUCAAGGCCAACUCGGCGGUGGUGAGCUGGGAUGUCCUGGAGGAUGAGGUUGUCAUCGGAUUUGCCAUCUCUCAGCAGAAGAAGGACGUGCGGAUGCUGCGCUUCAUCCAGGAGGUGAACACCACCACCCGCUCCUGUGCCCUCUGGGACCUGGAGGAGGACACAGAGUACAUUGUGCACGUGCAGGCCAUCUCCAUCCAGGGCCAGAGCCCAGCUAGCGAGCCAGUGCUCUUCAAGACCCCACGCGAGGCUGAGAAGAUGGCCUCUAAGAACAAAGAUGAGGUGACCAUGAAAGAGAUGGGGAGGAACCAGCAGCUGCGGACGGGCGAGGUGCUCAUCAUUGUGGUGGUCUUGUUCAUGUGGGCAGGUGUCAUUGCCCUCUUCUGCCGCCAGUAUGACAUUAUCAAGGACAAUGAACCCAAUAAUAACAAGGAAAAAACCAAGAGUGCAUCAGAAACCAGCACACCAGAGCACCAGGGCGGGGGUCUUCUCCGCAGCAAGGUGAGGGCGGCAAGGGUGGGCAGCACCAUGGCUUGUGCACUGGUCAUCCCUGGAUGGCAGAAGGGGUCAGUUCAGGGCCUGGCAUGACUGCAGUCAGACAGAGCCAAGCUUGGCCUCUGCCUGUGUGAUACAGGGGACACUGCAAAUUGAUUUUGGAUCCUUUCCUUUGUAAGGUGCCAGAGGUGGUGUUUU
Molecule: messenger RNA, 761 nt
Organism: Orycteropus afer afer
Lineage: Eukaryota; Metazoa; Chordata; Mammalia; Tubulidentata; Orycteropodidae
Source: RefSeq, a predicted model, not a curated record